Molecule: messenger RNA, 1221 nt
Organism: Ramularia collo-cygni
Lineage: Eukaryota; Fungi; Ascomycota; Dothideomycetes; Mycosphaerellales; Mycosphaerellaceae
Exons: 2
Coding region: 1-1221 (406 amino acids)
Source: RefSeq, a predicted model, not a curated record
AUGGCAGACUUGAGGCUUGGCAGCCUCGUGGCGGAGGUUGUCGUAGAAGGUGGAAUGCGACCUCACUAUGGCGCUAGAGAUGCGAUCGAUGGCAAAGUGGUACUCGACAAUCGACUCAAAAGCAACAAAUCUACCGCACCGACCGCAGACUUAUUCGUGCCAAUGAAACUCGAAGUCCUGCUUCGCGGCAAAGCCAAAGUCAUUGUCAAGCAAGAACGAGAUAUGCCCGUAGAUCAUGGAGGGCCGUUGUUCAAUCUCGCCGUCGGAAUCUUCAAUGGGUCUUUCAGCUCCAAGCCAGACGAUAGACAUGAAUUUCCGUUUCACAUCUGCUUCCCCGAGACGGCCAUGGGAGGAGCUCUCCCACCAUCAUUCUCUCACGCGUUUCAGCAGUUUCCGGAUACCGUCGACCUCGCGGUUCGAUACAGAUUGGGAGUCAAGAUCGAUAUCCCUGGGAUCGACAUUAGGACCACGGUGCCAGAGCAUGGGAAACAGCCGGAGAUACAAUAUGACGAUCCUCGUCCUACAGCCAUGAGUUUGAAUACGGUGAUCAGAACUCACAAGCAGAAGUCCGUGAUUCAGACAAAUAUGCUGCUUCCCGAAGACGAGCGACCGCAGGGAUUCCAGCAGAGACUUCGAGCCGUUUUUGGAACUGCGCCGAAGUUUGGCUGUGAGAUUAGUUGUACGGAGCUUCAGCACAUCUGGCCUGGAUAUCAGCCUUCUUUCACAAUGAGUAUCCGUCGUAGCGAGCAGAGUGAUGCUCUAUCAUUCCCCGAAGUGAUCGUCACGUCUUUUCGAGCYGAUUUAAUAGCAUACACAUGGUGUGAUUCAUCAAGACGGCUCAAGGGACCCUUUGAAAGGAAUGAUAGUCGGACAGUUCAAAAGUUGGAUUGUCGGACAACUCUGCCUUUAUCCUUGACAAAGGCCACCGAAUAUUCUGCUGCCAUCUCAACCGAGGCGGUGCUGCGAUGGCCGACCAGCUUCCGGCAUGCGUUAAUCAUACGGAGAUACUUUGUGAAAGUUCGGAUGAAGAUGAAAUGUGCGGAGCAGACUGUUUUGUUUGUCAGGGAGUUUGAGGUCAAGAUGGUUCCAAGGCCGAAGGAUGUCGAAGAUCGAUCUGGUGAUGCUGGACCUUCGAAUGCUGCACGAAUGCCGCCGCCUCCGUACAGUGGGAGUGAGUUGGAGCCUUGCCGGGAAAGAGAGGAACAGAUCACGCUAGAUUGA